Messenger RNA from Cyphomyrmex costatus, 663 nucleotides. RefSeq lists its product as uncharacterized. NCBI's taxonomy places the organism in Eukaryota, Metazoa, Arthropoda, Insecta, Hymenoptera, Formicidae. Bases 1 to 663 code for a protein of 220 amino acids. The transcript is spliced from 5 exons. The record is from RefSeq and is a predicted model, not a curated record.
AUGAUUUCGCAAGAGCGUACAUUACAACAAUUGAAAAAGUUGUGGACUAACUUGAAACAGACUCAGAGAGAAUUGUUAACCAAAGAAAAACAGGCUUGUUUUGCAACUGAUGGUGGUCCACCACCUCCAAAGAUAAAUAUUGAUCCCGAUAUAGCCACAAUAGCACCACAUCUUACGACAACAGCUCCUGUUAUUUUUACAUCAAAUAUGACAGAAAGUGAAAUUGAUGAAAGAGAUAAUAAUAUUAUACUAGUUGAUGAAAUUAAUGACGAAGUACAAAAAGGUGAAAGAAUAACUGAAAAGACUGUAGACAAAGAGAAUCAAAAUAAGAUUGACUUUUUAAAUAAAGCGUCUUCUUCGAAGAGAACGAGUUUAGAUAACAUUUAUUCACAAACUACAAAACCAGUAAAAAUACGAAGAAAUACGUCAGAAAGUCUUGAUAAUGAUGAAAAUGCCGUAAAGAUUGAAAGGAUAAAAAGGGUAAUGGAAGACGAAAAAGAAAUGGCGAAUGUACGAAAAAGUCAUGAAAACAGAAUGAUCAUGAUGAAAGAAAAUUUUCAAAAGGAAUUAUACGCUUUAGAUAUACGAGCAGCUACUGCAAAGGCCGAACUAGCCGAAUUACAACUACAAAAAGAACAAGAAACAGGGCGAGGGGUGAGCUGA